AGAGGGUGAGGAAAGCAGGAGGGGGUGAGAGAGUAGAGGGCUGUUGUUAAACAGUUUCUUACCGUAAGAGGGAGUUCAGACCUAGAUCUUUCCAGUUAAUCACACAACAAACUUAGCUCAUCGUAAUAAAAAGCAGCUCAAAGCCGACCGGCUCUUUAGGCACUGAGUCGGAGAAGGAUUCUUUCACCCAGGCAUCUCCUGUGGGAUCGGCCAGCACGUCCAGCAGCACCAUGUGGGUGACCAAACUUCUGCCAGCCCUGCUGCUGCAGCAUGUCCUCCUACGUCUUUUUCUGCUUCCCAUCGCCAUCCCCUAUGCAGAAGGACAAAAGAAAAGAAGAAAUACACUUCAUGAAUUCAAAAAGUCAGCAAAGACCACUUUAAUUAAAGAAGAUCCAUUAUUGAAGAUAAAAACCAAAAAACUGAACACAGCAGACCUAUGUGCCAAUAGAUGUAUUAGAAACAAAGGACUUCCAUUCACUUGCAAGUCCUUUGUUUUUGAUAAAGCCAAAAAAAGGUGCCUCUGGUUUCCUUUCAAUAGCAUGUCAAGUGGAGUGAGAAAAGUAUUUGGCCAUGAAUUUGACCUUUAUGAAAACAAAGACUACAUUAGAAACUGCAUCAUUGGUAAAGGAGGAAACUACAAAGGGACUGUAUCUAUAACAAAGAGUGGCAUUAAAUGUCAACCCUGGAACUCCAUGAUACCACAUGAACACAGCUUUUUGCCUUCGAGCUAUCGGGGUAAAGACCUACAGGAAAACUACUGUCGAAAUCCUCGAGGGGAAGAAGGGGGACCUUGGUGUUUCACAAGUAAUCCAGAGGUACGCUACGAAGUCUGUGACAUUCCUCAGUGUUCAGAAGUUGAAUGUAUGACCUGCAAUGGAGAAAGUUACCGUGGUCCCAUGGAUCAUACAGAAUCGGGCAAGACUUGCCAACGCUGGGAUCAUCAGACUCCACACCGGCACAAAUUCUUGCCAGAAAGAUAUCCUGACAAGGGCUUUGAUGAUAAUUAUUGCCGCAAUCCUGAUGGCAAGCCGAGGCCAUGGUGCUAUACUCUUGACCCUGACACCCCUUGGGAGUACUGUGCAAUUAAAAUGUGUGCUCACAGUACUAUGAAUGACACAGAAGUCCCUAUGGAAACAACUGAGUGCAUUGAAGGUCAAGGAGAAGGUUACAGGGGUACUGUCAAUACUAUCUGGAAUGGAGUUCCCUGUCAGAGGUGGGAUUCCCAGUAUCCUCAUCAACAUGAUAAAACUCCAGAAAAUUUCAAGUGCAAGGACCUAAGAGAAAAUUAUUGUCGAAAUCCAGAUGGGGCUGAGUCACCUUGGUGUUUUACCACUGACCCAAACAACCGAGUUGGCUACUGCUCCCAAAUUCCAAAAUGUGAUGUAUCAAGUGGACAAGAUUGUUAUCGUGGGAAUGGAAAAAAUUAUAUGGGCAGUUUAUCCAAAACACGAUCUGGACUAACCUGUUCAAUGUGGGACAAGAACAUGGAAGACUUACACAGACAUAUCUUCUGGGAACCAGAUGCUAGUAAGCUGAACAAGAAUUAUUGCCGGAAUCCUGAUGAUGAUGCCCAUGGUCCCUGGUGUUACACAGGGAAUCCUCUCAUUCCUUGGGAUUAUUGUCCUAUUUCUCGUUGUGAAGGUGAUACUACACCCACAAUAGUUAAUUUAGAUCAUCCUGUAAUAUCUUGUGCCAAAACAAAACAAUUACGAGUUGUAAAUGGGAUUCCAACACGAACAAAUGUAGGAUGGAUGGUUAGUUUGAAAUGCAGAAAUAAGCAUAUCUGUGGAGGAUCAUUGAUAAAAGAAAGUUGGAUUCUUACUGCAAGACAGUGUUUCCCUUCUGGAAACAAAGACCUGAAAGAUUGUGAAGCUUGGCUUGGAAUUCAUGAUAUUCAUGGAAGAGGAGAUGAGAAACGUAAACAGGUUCUAAAUAUUUCUCAGCUAGUAUAUGGGCCAGAAGGAUCAGACCUGGUUUUACUGAAGCUUUCAAGGCCCGCUGUCCUUGAUGAUUUUGUUAGUACAAUCGAUUUGCCUAAUUAUGGCUGCACAAUCCCUGAAAAAACCACUUGCAGUGUUUAUGGUUGGGGUUAUACUGGAUUGAUCAACUCUGAUGGUCUAUUACGAGUAGCACAUCUCUAUAUUAUGGGGAAUGAGAAAUGCAGCCAGUAUCAUCAAGGGAAGGUGACUCUCAAUGAAUCAGAAAUAUGUGCUGGGGCUGAAAAUAUUGUAUCAGGACCAUGUGAGGGGGACUAUGGUGGCCCUCUUGUAUGUGAACAACAUAAAAUGACAAUGGUUCUUGGUGUUAUUGUUCCUGGUCGUGGAUGUGCCAUUCCAAAUCGUCCUGGUAUUUUUGUGCGAGUAGCAUAUUAUGCAAAAUGGAUACACAAAAUUAUGUUAACAUAUAAGGCCACACAGUCAUAGUCAAUGUGUAUCUGAGGCUUUCAUCAACCCAAUCCUCUUUUACAUGAAGAUUACAGGCAACGUGGGAUUAAAAUUUUACUUACAAUCAUCCUAAUGCAAUUAGAGUGUUAUGUUUGUUAAGAAACCCAUCGAUAUUUAUGAGUGCUUUCUAUAGUUUUGUUUGUUGAUAUUAUUUUGUAAAUGUUGAAGUGAACUAAGGUACAUGCAAGUAUAGUAACAUGUCUCCUGAAGAUACUUGAAUGGAUAAAAUUUUAAAAAGGCAAAGGUAUAAUGGUUGAAUGAUAAAAGAUUUACAAUGUCAGAUCAAUUAAUCCCCCUAAGCUGCUUUAUUAGUUACUUAAUAAUUAAUAAACCAUAAACUAAGUAUUAUUUUACUCCCACCAAAAGCAGGUUAUACAUGGUGUCCUAAAAACUUACUUAUUAAAUUAUAUUACCUUUCAAAUGUCAUAGUUAUACUUCAUUAAUUUUUCCUCACUAUAUAUCCUGUAAUAUUGGUACACAUAUUUUAAAAAUAUAUUCCACAUAUCCACAUGUAAAUGCCUUGGUAUACAUGCGCAUGCACUACAGUUCAAACUUCGGAGUAUCUAUUGUAACCCUUAAAAUUAUGAAUAUGGGUACCCAUAGUUUUUCUAAAGAAAAUAAUAGAUGUUUCUAAAGACCUGUAUAAAAAUUAAGAGAAAUUGUCUGUAGUGACUAGUGAUUAGUUUAUCAUUUGUAUAUAAUCUGUAUAUGACCUUCACUGGUUGUUAUUUAAGGUGUAUGGUCAUGACUCACAAGGUUAGAUGACACCUAAUUUAGGUGUGUGUUCAUAUUUACAAUACCAAGUAUUUUAUGUGGUUUCUAAUUCUUAAAGCGUAACAUUGGCAUUGAUAUUACUUCAUUUCUCCAAAUAUAGAGCCUCUUAUUUAUGCACUAUACUUUUAGACUUUUUUUUAGUAUUGCUUAAAUUCCAGUACUUGUUCAAUGGAAGAAAUUGAAUAGAAGGUCCAGGUGGUGGUGCACCUGGUUGAGUGUACAUGUUAACAGUUCUCAAGGACCUGGGUUCAAGCCCCCUGGUCCCCACCUGCAAGGGGAAAGCUUUGCAAGUGGUGAAGCUGUGCUGCAGGUGUCUCUCUUUCUUUCUAUCUCUCCUACCCUCUCAAUUUCUGGCUCUCUAUCCAAUAAAUAAAGAUAAUAAUAAAAAGUAAAAAAUAGAAGUUGAAUAGAGUUUUGUCUUUAAAGUGUAUUUAAAUAUGUUAAUUCUAAGACUUGCUACUGUGAUUGGCUUCUAGUUAACCUCUUUAAAUUAAAAGAAAAAAGAAAGAGGAAAACUUCUAUUUCUCCAAAUAGAUCAUCGUGGAUUACUCAGUGGAUUAUUCAGUAAAGUAUAUAUUGAUAUAAACUCAAAACAUUCUUUUAUCAACCAGGAAGUUGUUUCAUCUAAUACAACUACUUAAAUAAAUGGGGGGAAAAUCUGUGAAAAGUAAAGCAAGAAACUAUUGAAUAGCUUGUCUAUACCCUGUAUUCAGUUAUUUUAAGUAGAAGUGAAUCUGCUGAAUGGAAUUUAAGAUAUCUUUGUUUUAUCUACUUUCUUUUACAUAUAUAUAUUUCCUAAUAUCAGGGAAACAAUACAGAUUUUGUGUCUUAUAUGACAAUAGCCAAAUUCUCAUAUUUAUUAUUGCAUUUUAGGUAAUAAACUUGAGCAUGCAUUUGUCAAGAAAUGUUGUAACACAGUAAUAAAAUAUGCUCUGAAUUUUCAGAAAAUAUUCCUAUACAAAUGAUCUUAAUAUGAUCUUAAAUAAUAAUUAUUUGAAUUACUUGAAUUCCACAUUCCCAUUUCUCUAACUUUAUUACUUCAUUUAUUAGUUUUCUAUUAAAGUCAAGGAGUCAAAGUCUGCUCUAAUAACUCCAAAAGACUCUGGGCUAUUUUAAGCAGAAUAAUUUUUACUUUUGAGAUACUGAUUUAUAGAAUAAAGGGCCACAUAUUCAGAAAUGACCAUAUGAAUCAUAUCACAUUUUUGUAAGUAGAUUUGAAUAAGCUCAAGAAACAGUGAAAACAGAGACCUAUGGUGCUGCCCACUGUUUAUCGUAGUUCUUGCCCUUACGAAGUAUGACAUUUAAAUAAAAAAGAUUCCAAGGGCAUAUUACUCAAUUAUUAAAGUAUUUUUUCUUCUGGACAAAUUGACUAAAUUUAAUUAAGUAUAAAUUAAUGGUAUUUAUUAACAAAAAGUAUAACACUUUUAGAUACAUAUAGUAAAAAUUAUUUUUUCUACCAGAGCACUGUCAGCUCUACUUUAUAGUUGUGCAUGGGAAUUGAAAUUUCAGAGCAUCAAACCCAAAAGUCUACUACAUAAUCAUUAUGCUAUCUCCCCUGCAUGAAAUAGUUAUUUCAUGUUUUCUUUCCUCUAAAUUUCCAUGGAACGUGACAUAGAGACUAGAUGUAAGAUACAAGGCACAGCUAUUGUUGAUCAUUUUAAAUUUAGUGUUAUUAAAUUAAAAAGUAAAAGUAAAACAACCAAGAAAUCAUACAAUGAUGAAUAUAUUAGCUGUCUUUUUAAAGAGACUUACUUUAUGAUAGAAAAAAAAAAUCAGUGACAUAGACAAGGAAAUCAAGAUGAAUAAGGUCCAUAUUACUUUGGGUCAUAGGACAGGGUAUAAUCAUGUCAUUUUUCUCUGGUGAAAGGUAUCAUUUACUGGGCAUUCUUAAACUACAACGAAUUAAAAAUCCUUUUUGUUUGUUUUUCAAAAAUGCAUCUUAUUUGUGUCACAGAUAAAAGUACAUUAUAAAUUAGAAAAUUUGGAUAAUGCUUUUGUUUUGACUGUUUGAGUAAUGGUUGUAUGUUAUUAUAAUUGUGGACAUUUUUUCUUAUGUCUACAAGGAAUAGAAAUGUAAAAUUAAAAUGUUUGUCAUUAUGCCUCUGCCGUGCAGAAGAGAUGAUAAUCCUUUUGUAUACUUCUUUAAUUUUAUUGUAAAAUAUGUAAUGACUUUUUCCAUUUUGCUGUGGGCAGGUCCUCAGUAAAAUAAUUUAUAUUGAGUCAGUAUCUUGAAUUACCAGGCUCUUGCUUGCUAUCUAAGUGUUUCAAACUGUUGAAAAUGUGAGACACUGGAAGGCAAGAAAAAUUAUAUUUGUGGCAUGUGAUGGCAAAAUUGUAUUUCACUUAUUCCUGUGAAUAUUUCUUGUUGGUACCAAUGGUACCGUGCAAAGUGAAUGUUUUAGCCACAACAUUCUCUAGAUAAAAAAGAAAAAAGCAUUGUCAAGUAGUGAGAAUUUGCUGUCAAGUAUUAUCUUGUUUCUAAACAUUUUAAAAAUAAUUAUUAGUUUUGCAAUGCAAAGAUCAUGAGGUAAAGAACUUUAAUUAACUUUCAUAAUAAAAAUAUUUAAAUUAAUGUACUGAACAUAAAAAAAAACUUUAAUCAAUUAAAACUGUAUUUACAAGCCCUUUGAAAAGUAGUGUUUGUGUGAAUUUAUUUAUUUUCACAAUAAAUUCCAAAAACAAGUUAUCUUUCAACCUUAAACUGAUUUUCAAACUAAAGAUUUACUAACAGAUACACACAAAACUUAAAAUUUUUUAUACCCUAUAAAUCUUGACAGUGUAAUUUUAAGUAAGUUCGAUUCCAUUUGCACAGAAAGUUUCUGUGUUUAAGGAAACUGAAAAUGAAAUAUUGUGGACAUUGUGACUGUUUUGUCUUGUGUGUAAAUAGGAUAUUGAUAAACUGUCUAUUGAGUGUUUUAGAUGAAUGUUUACCCAAAAAGGGAGCACUGUGGUUAUGACUUGUUUAUAAAUUUUCUGUAGUUAAUAAAGUUAUUUUUAUAACCAUGAUUAUAUUAUUAUUAAUAAAAUAUUUUAUCAAGUG
Messenger RNA from Erinaceus europaeus (western European hedgehog), 6258 nucleotides. RefSeq names its product hepatocyte growth factor (gene HGF). The transcript is spliced from 18 exons. Gene Ontology annotation, biological process: positive regulation of protein phosphorylation; proteolysis; negative regulation of apoptotic process. The coding region runs from base 231 to 2423 and encodes 730 amino acids. Lineage: Eukaryota; Metazoa; Chordata; Mammalia; Eulipotyphla; Erinaceidae. The record is from RefSeq and is a predicted model, not a curated record. Gene Ontology annotation, molecular function: serine-type endopeptidase activity; signaling receptor binding.